AUGACUAAUCCCACCACUAAUUACUCAUAUUUAACUGAUACUGAAAUGCAGAUUUUACAGCAAUGUCCUUACCAAUUGACUCUUUCGGUUGACGAAUUAACAAAAUCAGCCGUAAAAAGAUACCUUGAUUUCGAGAAUCCACCACGACCACAAAACAGUUGGAUUAUUUUUCGAAAAGAUUAUGAAGCAAACUUACGUGGUUGUAAUUCUGACGUCAAACAAGAAGUCAAACAUACGGCUCGAGAGUGUAGCCUGAAGUGGCGACAGUUAUCAAGUGAGGUCAAGAAUUUCUUCAAAGUAUUGGAGAAAAUAGCUUGUGAGAAUCAUAGGCGCAUAUAUCCUAAUUAUAAGUAUAAGCCAAAAAAUGACAAAAAUUCAAACCUUAUGGAUGAUACAACAUCAACGACAACGCUUUAUUAA
Messenger RNA from Ambispora gerdemannii, 420 nucleotides. NCBI's taxonomy places the organism in Eukaryota, Fungi, Glomeromycota, Glomeromycetes, Archaeosporales, Ambisporaceae. The record is from the annotation of a GenBank genome assembly.